Messenger RNA from Alternaria triticimaculans, 1203 nucleotides. RefSeq lists its product as uncharacterized. The record is from RefSeq and is a predicted model, not a curated record. The transcript has 2 exons. Bases 1 to 1203 code for a protein of 400 amino acids. Lineage: Eukaryota; Fungi; Ascomycota; Dothideomycetes; Pleosporales; Pleosporaceae.
AUGUCGCCCGUCCCGUGGACCAAGGAGAUCAACUUCGGCAGCGCAUUGCUGCUACAUUCUUGCAUUACGGUCUUCCUGAAAGAGAUCAGCAACGGCCUUGCUAUAAUUUACCAUCUCGCAGUACGUCAGAAGGACACGGCUGGGAUCAAGAAAGCUCUUGUGCUUGACGGUUACACUUCCGUCUUCUCGCGAGAUCACGAUGGUGAGCUUGCAGAGCUAUACUUCACCAACACUGGGUUCAUUCUCUUGACCGUUUCGCUCGCCUGUGCCAUCGCAAUGAACCUACUUCUUCCAGCCACCGCGCUUAACAUCCUCAUCGCGACAACCUUCGGCUUGACAUUCAUUGCAUCGGCACUAGUGGCUUGCCGGGAGAGGAGCCUUGUGAUGCCAAUUAUGGCUUUAAGAAGAACCGGACGUUUCAUCUGGUCCGAUACGCCGCUUGUGAAUUUCUUCACGUUGAUCUAUGUCGCAGUAUACUUGAAGGGUUCGUCGUCAAAGAUCACUCUCAGGGACUACGUGAUCUUCCGAUCUAUAGCCAUACUUGAGUUGGUGUUCAUGAAGGCGAAGAUAGCGGCGGCCUCUGUGGAUAUGCAGCAGACAAUGUUCGUUCGACUUCUCAAUAGCGAGUACGUCAUGACUAGGAAUAAAGCCUCCCCGGCUCCGUUACCGGCACUACCGCUGCUCGACCGCAACCGCAUCGUCUCCUUCUCCAGCUCCCAACGACUCUCGGUAAUGCUCUAUAAGACCUCUGUCGGUCACGCCGAUGGUUCACUUUGUGGCACUUCUGGUCCUGUCACUAUCGCAGUCCCAAAUAAGGAGGGGUUCUUCAUCGAUGAGGCUGAAGACCGUGGUUGGCGCAUCUACCGCGUAUCGCCCGGCCUCCUUGUCAUCGAAGAUUGCGUCCAAAUGAUGGUCACGAAGUUGCAGGAGCGAGCACCAACGAAAGAACGACAAGGUCUGGUGUCAUCCUUCACUCGCUUCAAAGCCUGGACUCAUGGAGUGCUGUUGCGACGGUUAGGUAGACGCAGGGUAGUCUGGUUACUGAGGACGAAAGGGCAUGGACCAAAGGAAUACUAUUGGAAAGGCAAUGUCAAUCUCGUUACGGGCUUAAAAGAAAGCUGGUUACACAGUCGACAGAGGUUUCAACGCGUAGAGAACCUCGAGGAAACUAGAGGUCAGAUUAGCUAUGAAAUAGUCCGUUGA